AUGCGCGCGACUAACAAUGAUGGCGCCCUUCAGGUCUGCAUUGCCAUCAAGCGCAUCUACAUCCAUGAGUCCAUCUACGACGAGCUCGUCGCUGAGAUGGCCAAUGUCAUCAAGAGCUUCCCCGUCGGCGACGGCCAGCAGGAAGGUACCAUGCUCGGCCCUGUUCAGAACCAGAUGCAGUUUGAGCGCGUCAAGGACCUGCUCAAGGAUAUCGAGGAGCAGAAGCUCAAGCUCGCUGCCGGAUCCACGGCGCCCGCGUCCAACGGCAAGGGUUACUUCAUCACCCCCACCAUGGUCGACAACCCUCCCGACAACUCCCGUAUUGUCGUCGAGGAGCCUUUCGGCCCCGUCUUCCCCGUCCUCAAGUGGAGCGAGGAGAAGGAGGUCAUCCAGCGCGCCAACAACACCGAUAUGGGUCUCGGCGCGUCUGUGUGGUCCAAGGACCUGGACAAGGCCCAGAGCAUCGCCAAGAAGCUCAAGGCCGGCAACAUCUGGGUCAACACGCAUCUGGAGCUGCAGUACGACGCGCCGUUCGGCGGCCACAAGCAGAGUGGUAUCGGAUACGAGUACGGCGCAGGCGGUCUGAAGGCGUACUGCAACGCCCAGUCCGUCUUCAUCACCAAAGCAUGA
This is a messenger RNA of Colletotrichum truncatum, 630 nucleotides long. RefSeq names its product putative aldehyde dehydrogenase. NCBI's taxonomy places the organism in Eukaryota, Fungi, Ascomycota, Sordariomycetes, Glomerellales, Glomerellaceae. Gene Ontology annotation, molecular function: aldehyde dehydrogenase (NAD+) activity. The record is from RefSeq and is a predicted model, not a curated record.